UCGAGUUUCUGUCUGACAGUCAGCAGAGGGAGGAGUGGACGCACAAAAAUGCAGUUUUCCACAACAGCCUCUGCCUUGUGUUCGGUCAAAUUGGAGUCCCCCUCUGUAACAAACUGAGAAACGAUUAUUUGAUUUCCUCUACACAUUUCCGUCUUAUUUUUGGAUGAGGAAAUCGCGAGGAGCUUUUUGGGCAGUAACCAUGAAGCCUUUGUGAUAGGAUGAGAAGCCCGGUGCCUCGGUUCAGGGACGUCGAGAAGCAGGCGAACAGCUUGCAACCAGUGCAGUGUGUUCUUCCCUGUCAUGACAGACAGAGCACCAUGUGGUUUGUUCGGGACGCCUGUGGCAUUGUCUGUGGCGUUAUCACAUGGCUGCUUGUUUUCUUUGCGGACUUUGUCGUGCUGUUUGUCAUGCUGAUUCCAUCCAAGAACCUGACCUACAGCUUGAUGAACGGUGCAGUCUUUAACAGCCUUGCCUUUCUGGCUUUGGCAUCGCAUUUCAGGGCCAUGUGCACAGAUCCGGGUGCUGUACCAAAAGGAAAUGCCACAAAAGAAUACAUAGAAAGCUUGCAGCUGAAGCCAGGUCAGGUGGUGUACAAAUGUCCUAAAUGCUGCAGCAUUAAGCCUGACCGAGCUCACCACUGUAGCGUCUGUAAAAGAUGCAUUCGAAAGAUGGACCACCACUGCCCCUGGGUCAACAACUGUGUUGGUGAAAGUAACCAGAAAUACUUUGUGCUCUUCACGAUGUACAUUGCACUCAUCUCUUUGCAUGCCUUGUUCAUGGUGGUUCUCCAUUUUUUGUACUGCUUUGAAGAUGAUUGGACAAAAUGCAGUACCUUCUCACCUCCAGCUACAGUCAUCCUCCUCAUCCUCCUGUGCUUUGAGGGCCUCCUCUUUCUCAUCUUCACCUCUGUGAUGUUUGGCACCCAAGUCCAUUCCAUCUGUACGGAUGAGACGGGUAUAGAGCAGUUGAAAAAGGAAGAGAGAAGAUGGGCUAAAAAAACUAAAUGGAUGAACAUGAAGGCGGUAUUUGGACACCCCUUCUCAAUAGCAUGGUUUAGUCCAUUUUCUACACCUGACCACGGGAAAGCUGACCCCUACCAGUACGUGGUCUGAGUUCAGGAAAAGUAGCCCCCUUUCCUUUCCAGCUUUACGGUAGAGAUUGGAGUUCACUGGACCCAUUUAACUCCAAAAACUCUGGCCAGCAUCCGUGAUUGUAAUCCUGACUUAAGCGAUGUGUCUUGCAUUACAUUUACCAGUGGGACUAUUACUUUGCUGUAAUGAAACCUAUAUGUAAAACAUUUAUCCCAUAUCUUAUAUCUUUGCAUCCAUUUAUUUUCCGCAAAGAUAAACUUCAGGACCGUAGCUCAUUUUACACCAGACGGAGUAACCGCUUAGGCACUGUUGCAGUCUUCCUUGCGUGGUGUUAAUCAGUGUAGCCUUUACUCUACAGUGUAUCUUUUUGGUGCUUUUAAAAGAGACACCUCUUUUAGGUGAACUCUGGGUGCCAGCUGACUUGUUCUUUCCAGAUUUUGGUCAAUACAAUACAAAUUUAGAUAGAACCAAUCACUAAAAAUCAGUGUUCUGUAGGCUAAAUGCAUUUAAUCACCUGCAGAUUGAUUCAGUUGGACAUCAGAUUAGUAUCUGACUUGGUUGGUGUAGCUUAAUGAUUUAAAGCCACAAGGUGAAACUCUUAUUUAUGCGUAACCUAAGCAGCAACAGUGCAAGCAUCUGACUCCUUUGCUGCUUAUGAUGAUAUACAGUAUAUCAUUUACUAUAGUGAAAAAGGUGUGAUGAGAAACACAAUGCAACAACACUGUUCAGUUAAAUAGAAGGGAUAUAGUAUGAGUUUACUGAAGUUACAGAAAAUCCUAAACAAUUGGGGUUGUAGCAUUGCUACUGCAGUGCUCUUAAAGAGGUUUUUUUUGUUUUUGUUACAAUAAGCCACAUAAUCUAAUCAUGACUAAUGACUAAUCAAGUGUCUUGUUUCUUGCCAUGUGUGUUGCGUCACUUCUGGUGUAAAAUGGGCUUUAAUAAUGAUACUCAAUAACCUUAUGUACAUGUAUAUUGCUAUUCACAUGUCUAUAUAAAAUUUGAGAUUGGGAACAAGGGAAAUGAUUCAUUCUGUGCCAUUCUGUAACAUUUAAUUUCUUUGAAACUCCAAACACAAGCCAAACACAUCUUUUAGGUUCUGAUUAUUAAUUAACCUGUUUUUUGUUUUUGUUUAUUUGUUUGUUUUCACAUUGUUCCUUGUUUUCUUUUUCCAUGGAUGGCACAAAUGCAGCCAAAUGUUGUUAGCCUUCCUGUGCUGUUCAUUCCCGGUCAGGAAGUAAGAGUGUAAAAUGUAGUUAGGAAAAACUGAUGGCAUGUCAUGAUGGUAUUGCUGAGUAAUGAGUGAAGAUAUCAUUAUAUGAAGAAGAUAAUGUAUCAAAAAUGUUUUAUAAAUCAAGUAACUGUCCCUAGCAGUGUUAAAGGAACAUAUAAAAUAAAACACACAGUGUUCCUAAAUAGUUCAGAGCAAGACAAUUCUAAUUGUUAAGUCUAUGAAUAAUAUUAUAUCAUGGCACUACAACUGCUGACAGAAACCGACUCAUUGUGACUCAUUUGAAACAAUUUACUUUAAAUCUGUAAAUAAAGUAUAUACAUUUUUUUUUUUUUUAACCAUUUAUAACAACUAUGAUACAUGUGGUGUUUUUUUUUUUUUUUUUUUUUUUUCUCUUUUUUUUUUCUCUUUCCCUGUUCGGUAUUUGGUAGCUAAUGUAAAAAAGUAAUCCAUUCUUUUUAAGUGUCAUUAACACACAUAAAAAGCCUUUUAAAGGUAUAUUAGAUAUAUUUAUGUUUAAUAUUUAUUUCAAAUAUGUUCAUUUACAAGGUCUAAAGGUGCAGUUUGUAAAGUGUUUCUAGACCUUUCUCAUGCCACGCGGCGGAUUUUUUGCUCGUUUCCAUGUUUCAGCCUUUUAUUUGCAUUUUUCCGGUCUUUAAAUUUGUUCCACACAAAUGAAACAGUAAUGCUCAGCUCUGACCCAUUUAGGGAAAACAGAUGGGGUUGGGUUUGCUUUACUAGAAGUCAUGUGAAUGUUCUAAUGGGCAUUACAAUUAUAAUUACAAUCUAAUCCUCACAGGAGACACACUAACCUUUCCAAAACCCAUAAACCUGUAAACAUUUUUUUUUUCUUUUUCAGGUGCUGGUGUUUUUAAUUGAGUAGUUCCUUGGUCAGUUUUCUGAUUCUGUACACAAUGGCCAUGUUAUUAUUUUUACAGAGCUGUAAUGAGAAGGCUGUACAGUUGGUGAAUUUUUUU
This is a messenger RNA of Ictalurus punctatus (channel catfish), 3296 nucleotides long. RefSeq names its product zinc finger DHHC-type palmitoyltransferase 3a (gene zdhhc3a). Gene Ontology annotation, cellular component: Golgi apparatus; endoplasmic reticulum. Bases 219 to 1112 code for a protein of 297 amino acids. Gene Ontology annotation, biological process: protein targeting to membrane; peptidyl-L-cysteine S-palmitoylation. The record is from RefSeq and is a predicted model, not a curated record. The transcript is spliced from 7 exons. Gene Ontology annotation, molecular function: protein-cysteine S-palmitoyltransferase activity. NCBI's taxonomy places the organism in Eukaryota, Metazoa, Chordata, Actinopteri, Siluriformes, Ictaluridae.